AAUUGCAACAAACGCUUACUCUAUCCUUCAUCCCCACCCAUAUCCGUUGUCUACCGCGCUUUUUCAACCAAUUGACAAACAAUUACAUCAUGAGUUUGAAACGCAAAGCAGCCGCUGCGGCCACGGACGCGUCCAAGAAACCAAAGCAAAACGGCAGCAUCACCGCCUUCUUUAGCGCGCCCAAGGCUGAUCCCAACGCGCCUCCUAAGCAGACGGUAGCAGCUGCAAAGUUCGACAGAGACGCGUGGGUUGCGAAACUCACAGACGAACAGAAGGAACUACUGCAACUUGAACUCGAUACGCUGCAUGAGAGCUGGCUGCCGCAUCUCAAGGAUGUACUAGUAACACCGCAAUUCCUGGAGCUGAAGAGGUUCCUGAAGAAGGAGCUGAGUAGUGGAAAGACGGUCUAUCCACCGAUGAAAGAUGUGUAUUCAUGGUCACGACAUACACCUCUCAACACCGUAAAAGCCGUCGUCAUAGGUCAAGACCCCUAUCACGGACCAAACCAAGCCCAUGGUCUCUGCUUCUCCAUCCGUCCACCGAAUCCCGCUCCCCCGUCGCUCCAGAACAUCUAUAAGUGCCUUAAGAAAGAGUACCCCGACUACCAACCUCCACCAAACAAGGGUGGUUUGCUGACUCCAUGGGCUGAUCGUGGUGUCUUGCUCAUCAACACUUGCUUGACUGUCCGUAGAGGCGAGGCCAAUUCUCAUUCAGGCAAGGGCUGGGAGACUCUAAUGCAAAAGGUCAUUGACACUGUUGUCAAGGUGCGGACAAACGGUGUUGUGUUUUUGGCCUGGGGAACACCUGCUCAGAACAGGACAAAGGGUAUCCCGGUCGACAAGCAUCUCGUCUUGAAGAGCGUCCACCCGAGCCCAUUGAGUGCCUCGAGGGGAUUCUUUGACUGUGGUCACUUCACCAAGUGCAAUGAAUGGCUCGAGCAGCGCUACGGAAAGGGCGGAGGCAUUGACUGGGACCUCAAUGUCGAUCCUGCCGAUGCAGGUGUUUGAAAUACAGCAUAUUUGGCGAUUGUCUGUCAUCGACUUGUCACAGGUUCUGGACUGGCGUUGGAUUCAUUUGGCUUUAGUUGUGGUCACUGGUACAUCUAUGGUGUGAGGCAUGUAAAGUUUUGACAUCGGUCACCCGUAUGCGAAAAGGAAAGAUGCUAGAAUAGCUUCUGGAAAAUACACUACAAUCACGUCAAGAAUACCACAAUUCACAAA
Pyrenophora tritici-repentis Pt-1C-BFP is the source of this 1220-nucleotide messenger RNA. Its product is annotated as Ung, Uracil DNA glycosylase. Gene Ontology annotation, cellular component: nucleus; mitochondrion. The record is from RefSeq and is a predicted model, not a curated record. Gene Ontology annotation, molecular function: uracil DNA N-glycosylase activity. Gene Ontology annotation, biological process: base-excision repair; base-excision repair, AP site formation via deaminated base removal. NCBI's taxonomy places the organism in Eukaryota, Fungi, Ascomycota, Dothideomycetes, Pleosporales, Pleosporaceae.